Candoia aspera is the source of this 1443-nucleotide messenger RNA. RefSeq names its product monocarboxylate transporter 13-like. Gene Ontology annotation, cellular component: plasma membrane. The coding region runs from base 91 to 1443 and encodes 450 amino acids. The record is from RefSeq and is a predicted model, not a curated record. Lineage: Eukaryota; Metazoa; Chordata; Lepidosauria; Squamata; Candoiidae. The transcript has 5 exons. Gene Ontology annotation, molecular function: monocarboxylic acid transmembrane transporter activity. Gene Ontology annotation, biological process: monocarboxylic acid transport; transmembrane transport.
GCUGCAGGCGGCGCACUUAAAUUCAGCAUCCGAGACAGGAAAGGCCAGGAAGGGUCUCGUGCAGCAGCGAAGUCCUCAUAGCGCAGUUCAAUGGACCAGCCUCCUGCCUCUUCUCCUGGGCGUCCCGCCUUUCCGGACGGCGGGUGGGGAUGGAUGGUCGUCCUGGGGGGCUUCGUGCAGUCCGCCCUGGUCUUCGGGGUGAUCCGCUCUUUCGGCGUCUUCUUCGUGGAGUUUGUGGCCCAUUUCGGAGAAUCUUCCAGCUCCGUCUCCUGGGUGGUGUCCCUGGGGAUCGCCGUCCUGCAGUUUGCAAGUCCAAUGGGCAGCACCCUCAGCACCCGCUACGGGGCACGUCCUGUUGUGAUGGCCGGUGGUUUUCUGGCAAGUGGCGGGCUGUUCCUGGCGUCCUUCUCCACCGACCUGAUCCAGCUGUACCUCAGCAUUGGCCUGCUUACAGGGCUAGGAUGGGCCCUUGUGUUCACACCUUCGGUGGCUGCUGUGUCCCAUUACUUCGAGAAGCGACGGACGCUGGCCAUGGGUCUGGCCGUAUCGGGGGCCGGUGUCUCCUCGCUGGCCUUCUCCCCGUUCUUCCAGUACCUGGUGGACUUAUACGGAUGGCGAGGGGCCCUCCAGAUCGUGGCCGGAAUGUCUCUGAACUUGGUGGCCUCUGGUGCGGUGCUGCGCCCCUUGGCUUUGGGGGGAGGCGGACCCCACGAAGAUAGGUUGGGGGACCUCCCCCAGGAGUCAAGGACUCUGGCCUCCGCCUCUGCGCUGGAGCUGCUGCAUCAUGGACCCUUCCUGCGCUACGUCUUGGUUUUUGUCCUGGUGGACACGGGGUACUUCGUCCCCUAUGCCCACUUGGUGGCCUACGCGAGGGACGUGGGUUGCCAAGAAUACGAUGCCGCCUCCAUCAUGUCGGUCGCGGCCAUCGCAGACAUGGCUGGUCGCAUUUUUGCGGGCUGGCUGGCAGACACCAGGGUCUUCUCCCGUUCCGUCCACGACUUGACCCUUUGGACAGCCUUGACCGGCAUAUCCCUCACCCUGGUGCCCCUGGGACACAGCCUGGAGACCCUGAUGCCCCUCGGCCUCUGCUACGGAUUCUUCGCCGGCGCCCUGGUGCCGCUGCAGUUCACCUGCCUGGUGGAGAUUGUCGGUGCCAGAUACGUGCUGGCAGGCAUUGGAUUCAUGCAUAUGCUGGAGAGCACGGGGGCCCUGGUGGGGACCCCCAUUUCAGGUUGGCUGAGAGACAUCACAGGGAACUUCACGGCAUCCUUCAUCUCCGCUGGAGCCGUCCUCUUGGCCGGUAGCCUUGUUCUUCUCACGUUGCCCAACUACUUCUCUUGUUCAAGGCCCCCCAAAGCCCAGCCGUCUGGCACUGCCGAACACCGAGACCCAAAGACCUUGGAGUCAGGAGGCAGAAACCGUGACCAGAUAAAAACUGGCUAG